Molecule: messenger RNA, 1393 nt
Organism: Dermacentor silvarum
Lineage: Eukaryota; Metazoa; Arthropoda; Arachnida; Ixodida; Ixodidae
Exons: 9
Coding region: 65-1264 (399 amino acids)
Source: RefSeq, a predicted model, not a curated record
UCACACAAAAGAUUAUAUCUGCCCGUUUCUAGAAAUGUCAGCUGCAUAAAUCCAGCGUGGCAAGAUGGUGGGCGUUCUGCAGUGGCAACUCUGCUUCUACUUUAUGCUCCUGGCGAAAGUAUGUUCCGGAUUGUCGUGCAACGGUGAAAAUUAUCACAAAUUGAGAAGACAGUGCACGCAGGUUCUGCACGAAAAAGUCAGCCAAGUGCAAGGCGACCUCACCCGAAAUUGCAGGGACUUCGCGAACUUUGAGGUCUGCCUCCGAGACAGCUGGAGGAUUUCCUACUGCGAAAGUUCUACAGCGCCCACUCAAAACAAUGACACGCUUCUACAGGACAUGAAGAGGAAAUACUUCUCCAACUGCCUCAGCGAGACAAGUGCCCUAUCAGCGGAAUGCCGGCCAGACAAGGCACUGAAAAAGCUACUGAGCUGCGGAGGCCAGUUCUACGACAUGGCUGUGCACGCAUCCAACAAGCGCUCAUCGAUAUCACUUUCCUCGCUCUGUCCGGAAGUCGAGAAGUACGGGCUAUGCGCUCACCAAGUCCAGCAGGAGGUGAACUGUUCACUGGGUUAUCAGAUGGUACCUCACAUGAAGUACGUAGCGGACAACAUUGUGAACAGGUACCGUCUUCUCUGUACUGCCCUGAGAAAAUCAGCUUUCCAGAAAGGUAGCUCAGCAUGCGACCGUCAAAAGUUCAUAAACGACAUGUUCCUUUGCGGCUACCACUUUGCUAAUGUUGCCGAAGUUGUCGGAGCAAACGCAGAAGAAGUAUGCACGUAUAUACAGAAGUACAGAGAGUGUCACAACACGUCUCUUGUCACGUACGGCUGCGCUGCUCCCGAUCACUUGUCCAGGGACGCCGAAAAAUUCUUCGUCCUCCUAACGCAAAAAUACAACAACACGUGUGCAUCACAAGGGAGGGCCCGCAGCUCGCCUCUGGCGUCACGCCUUACAUUUAAAGAAGAUCUUGCAUACACAUGUGACGGAAAUCGAUUCAUCCGAUACUUCUUCCAGUGCGCGGCUGGUUUUGUGAAUGCAACAAGCAACUCGCCAAAGGACCUCCAUUACAUCUGCAGGGUAGUGAGCAUCUACAGACACUGUGUCAACGGGGCGCGACAUGCCACUCACUGCAACACGAGGAUGGAGCUCAACAGCCACCUUGCCUACAUGCAGAACUUUAUCUUGGAACAGUACGAGCCCAUGUGCGCCAUGAGACGAGGCAAGACAUCCAGGGAGAGCAGCCCCAAAAAGACGGAACGCUAAACUGCGUUCCGCUUGCAACAGCGUUGCAGAGUCGGAACGAAGCGCGCUCGCGCAAAGAAAAACUUUUUUUUUUUCACCACCAGCUCCUGCCACACUGUCACAAUCAUACUUUGUGAGAUCAGCAGUACC